AUGGAAUCCCCGCCUGACUGGCCCCCAGCGCUUGAUGCCCUGCGCCCUUCGCCCUUUCCUAACUCCAUCCUGCAUGCCCUGCACGGCCUGGGCCGCAUGCUGCUCUUCCCAGCUUACUGGGCUCUGGACCAGCUACUGGGCUACUGGGCGCCGACGGCACGCGUGGGCAUCCUGGGGAGGCUGAGCGCUGUGGUGUGUGCUGGAGCGGCGCUGCUACUGCUGCUGGCCUGUCUGCCCCUGGCGCUGCCGGGUCUACUACUCUGGCUGUUGCUGCAGGCCUGGCGCCGCCCCUUCUGCUACCAGCCCCCUCCACAGUCCUGGGCGCCACCCCAACCCUGGCGCCCGCGCCUUGAACCUAAGCGCUGCUUCGGCUUCCUCAGCGCCAACCUGUGCCUGCUGCCUGAUGGACUGGCACGCUUUAGCAACCUGCCGCACACCCAACAGCGGGCCCAGGCUGUGGGCACCACGCUGCUCGCCGGCCUGCGGCCCUCUCGCUAUGGAGCCACUGACUGCAGCCCGUCGCAAGCCCGGGGGCCGCGCGGGGUGCUAGCGGCCACAUUGCCCACGGGCCUGGACUUCGUGUGCUUGCAAGAGGUAUUCGACCUGCGCGCAGCGCACCACCUUGUCCGCCGCCUGGCGCCUAACCUGGGCCCAGUGUUGUACGAUGUGGGCACGAUGGGCCUGCAGCCCGGGAUGCACCUCAAACUGCUGGGCAGCGGGCUGCUCCUGGCUUCGCGUUUCCCUUUGCUACACGCAGGCUUCCACUCCUUCCCCAAUGGGCGCCGGGAGGACGCCCUAGCCUCCAAAGGACUGCUGUCAGCACAGGCACAGCUGGGUAUCCUGGAUGGGCGCCGCAUUGUGGGCUUCCUGCACUGCACACACCUGCAUGCGCCCAGAGACGAUGGAGCAGUGCGCAGCGAGCAGCUAACGCUGCUGCUGGACUGGGCUGAGCAAUUUGAGGCCGAGAGUCGGCAGAGUGGCGAUGUGGUGGCUUUCAGCGUACUCCUGGGAGACCUGAAUUUUGACAACUGCUCCCAAGGAGACAGCUGUGAACAGAAGCAUCGGCUCUUCAACUGCUUCCAGGACCCCUGCCGGCUGGGUGUACGCCACGAACAGCCCUGGGCCCUGGGGACACUGUUAAGCCCUCCUCUGCUCCACCACUCAGAAGCCAGCUCCCCAGAAAUGCUGUGCAGGGCCCUGGAACAACAGGAAGGGCGGCGCCUGUAUCUGGCCGGUACUCCUAGCCACCAUCACUCUACAAAGGCCUGGCAAGGCCGCCGCCUGGACUACAUCCUGUACCGGGGAAUGCCUGGGGCCCCCCUCAUCCCGGAAGUGGAACAGGUGACCUUCAGCACCGCCCUGGCAGGGCUCACGGACCACCUAGCGGUGGGCCUAAGGCUCCGCGUGUCGGCGCCUUCGUGA
Molecule: messenger RNA, 1422 nt
Organism: Chrysochloris asiatica (Cape golden mole)
Lineage: Eukaryota; Metazoa; Chordata; Mammalia; Afrosoricida; Chrysochloridae
Gene: SMPD5
Product: sphingomyelin phosphodiesterase 3-like
Exons: 7
Coding region: 1-1422 (473 amino acids)
Biological process (GO): sphingomyelin metabolic process
Cellular component (GO): extracellular region; cytoplasm
Molecular function (GO): sphingomyelin phosphodiesterase activity
Source: RefSeq, a predicted model, not a curated record